This is a messenger RNA of Nerophis ophidion (straightnose pipefish), 3300 nucleotides long. Its product is annotated as protein FAM124B. Gene Ontology annotation, cellular component: nucleoplasm. Bases 1 to 1641 code for a protein of 546 amino acids. The record is from RefSeq and is a predicted model, not a curated record. The transcript has 8 exons. Lineage: Eukaryota; Metazoa; Chordata; Actinopteri; Syngnathiformes; Syngnathidae.
AUGACACUUCUGUGUGGCAUGGGCUGUGUUUGUUUGCCUAGUAACGUCACCGCCCCGAAUUCGCGGUCCUACUUUUUUAGUUGGGAGCUCGAGCGGCGGGGAGAAGUCAUCCAAGAUGCUCUCCCUCGACACCCCGACGCUCCUUCCUCGUAUGCGGCCGCGUUCCGGGUCGUGUUUGAAACAUUGGUGCUGUUAAGGAGAGCAGAAGAUGAAAACUCCGCCGAACGAGGAGCUGAAACCGCCGAAUCGGACUCCAGCAGGAUGUCAACAUCUGGCAUCGGGCUCCUCACCCGGCAGGCCCGUCAGCAGCACCAGCAGCGUCUCUUAGUCAUGAACUUGCAUCUGUUGGCCAACCCUGGAGACUCUCGGCUGCUGCAGCACAGUCUGGACCGUCUUCUCCGCUGGCUGUGCCCGAGUCUUCACAUCUUCCACGUGUCCGAGAGGGCCUCGCCUCAUAGAGGCUGUGUUCGCACCUGUCCUGCAGCUGGCUCGCCGUCUGUGGCCAUCACCUUCUUCCUCCAUGAGGCGUACGGAGAGGAACGCAUCCUCAAAGUCCUGGACUUCUUCCAGCGGCCACCCUGGCAGUAUCAUCACGCCGAGAGCGGCGGGACAGACGGCUCGCCUGUCCAAGCCCCGCUGCGGCCCUACCUGCUGCCCGGCCGGGACUUCUACAGCCUGGGUGCGGGGAUGCCCGUGUGGGGGGUCCGGCCCGUGCACUGCGGCGGGGAAGUCCUUCGUGUGACGCUGUACAGCGGCUACGACAACUACGAGGACGCCGUGCGCUUCUACGAGACGGUGCUGCAGCAACGAGCCGAGGAGCAGAAGACGGGCUUCUGCUGGUUCACCCUUCAUGCUGAGCCGGGACUCUGCCUGCAGCUGGCACUGAAACAACUGUCAGUGGGCGUGCGAGUGGAGCCGUGUAACUCCACUGUGCUGCAGUUCGGCGUGGAGGAAAUGGGUCAACUGGUCCCUCUGCUGCCCAACCCUUGUACGCCAAUCAGCAGCUCUCGCUGGCAGACGGAAGACUUGGAUGGAAACAAGGUCCUCUUCCAGGUGAAAACCCCAGUUCAGCCUAGGCGACCUUUGACCUGCGCUUUCCCGCUUAGCUGCCCCAGCGUGUCUCCGCGAGCCGUGCAGCUGAAGAGUGCGGGACUCAUCAACCCGAGUCUGUCGCCGAGCAACCUCAUGGCCCCCCCAGCCUGGCAGAACCACAGGCAUGGGCUCCGAGCUGCCAGUGAAUCUGCUCCAGAGAAACUUCACGGCGCCGAGAGCCAAGGAUCAGGAAGUUGCUGCAGCACACCUCCUGGCAGCUCCUGCUACUCCUCGCAGCGCAGCAGCCCCGCCCCCCCACCCGCCUCACACCCGCCAGACUCCCCUCUGCGGCCGUGUCUCACCCGCUCGCUCUCCCACCUGCUGCUGGAGGAGGACGAGGAGGAGGGGGAGACCAACGUGGACACGGGCAUGGCCGUGACCGCCAUACCUCGCUCUUCUUCCACGGAGCUUUUGAACGCCGCCGGGCUCGGUGGAUCCUCCAGGAAGUGGCGUGGAGGCGCACCGGGCUCCUGCUACGCACACGCAGACAGGACCCGGCCGCCGCCGUCUCACAGGAACAUGGCGGAGCAAGUGGAGUUCUUUAUUUGAGACGGCCAGUGAGCAGAAGACGUAAGUAUUCACUCCCUUCGCACUUUUUUUACCGCCUUGCAGUUUUAUCCAACCAUCUUGGACUUAAGUUAAAUUUAAAGUAGCAAUGAUUGUCAAAUACACACAAGUGUAGUGAGAUUUGUCCUCUGUAUUUGACCCAUCCCCUUGUUCACCCCCUGGGAGGUGAGGGGAGUAGUGAGCAGCAGCGGUGGCCACGCCCGGGAAUCAUUUUUGGUGAUUUAACCCCCAAUUCCAACCCUUGAUACUGAGUGCCAAGCAGGGAGGUAAUGGGUCCCAUUUUUAUAGUCUUUGGUAUGACUCGGCCGGGGUUUGAACUCACAACCUACGGAUUUCAAGGCGGACAAUCUUACCACUAGGCCACUGAGCAGGUCAACACAAUGUCAUCCUGCUAACGUCUACCCUUUAAAACAUUUAUCCCAUGACUUCUUUCUCAAUUCAGCUCUUCUUUGUGGGCUUCAAACCUUGUCGUAAGUGGCUGAUAAGGUUUGAUGUGUUGGAGCCUGAUGGGGGUUUUUUUUGCCCGUUUGCUUAAUUCCAAGUGAAAUGGCUGGCAAAAUGUUGAGGGGCGCACCAAAAAAAUCGAUUUACAUCCGUAUCAAAAUUUUUAUUUAUGCCAAUUCAAAAUGGAUUAUCAUUUUUAAAAAUCCAUCCAUCCAUCUACCGCUUGUCCCUUUUGAGGUUGAAAUUGAAGGAACAAAUUUUUUAUUUUUGAAGAAUCAAAUUCUAAAAAAAGACUGUUUUAGGCUGAGACCAUGCAACCAGAUGGAUCUUUUCACACCUGUUUUGAACUAGUUGUAUUAUACUUAUUGUAAUAAAUAACCCAUUGCCAGAAAAUUGUUGACUGGAAUCGUCAUCCCAAGAAUGGUGUCGUGCUGACUAAGAUGAAACAGUGACACAAAGUCCCACGCGUUUGACGCCAUGUUUGUUUACAUUGAGCGCAGGGGAAGUUUACAGAACCCUCACCCACCCACACUUAUUGUAGUGUUUUACCUCCCCACCAAAUCAAAUCCUUUUAUUUUAGUUGAUCAGAUUCACCGAUACUGUAUGAAAAAAAGUGCAGCCAUACAGACCACAGUAUUUCCCACAUUUUGUUACAUUUUUGUUCUCACAAUUCUACACCCAAAAUCCCAUGUUGACAAUGUGAAAAGUUAAAAAAAAAAAAUUGUAUCAUUGAAAAAAGCCUUUUCACAUUGUCAUUAUGGGGUAUUGUGUGUUGAAUUUUGAGGACACAAAUGCAUUCAAUUUUGGAAUAAGGUUGUAAAUAUAAUGGUUAAUUAUCUAAUUUCUAAUAUUUGCCAAUUUUUAUUGUGUGUAUAAUAUUUCAACCCGGACAUGUUCCUCAUGUCUUCAUACUAAAACUACAUGAAUUGUUAUUGAAAAGGAGCCUAAAUGUUUUGCUGCAACAUUUACAGAAAUCCAUCCUGGAGAUUAUUAGAGUUGUUUUAUGUCCAAAUGGUAUUGUUUGUAUAUUUAGAAGUAAUAUUUGUGCAAUUGUAGUUCUGUGGAUAGCAAACUUCUUCACACUAAAAGUUAAAGUAACAAUUCUUCCUGCAGUAUUUGAUGUUGGACAUGCUAAAUGUUCAACUGUGAGACUGAACAAGUGAAUAAAAUGUCUGCCUCGGCCUCCAAAUGUCAAAA